UCCCUCCUUCCCUCCCCUUUUGCACGGAGAAGUCGAAGCCUUGAAGCCGAUGCAGAGGCAGCCAACUGCUCCAUAUUUGGCUUCUCUUCCCUAUUUGCAUACAGUCCUGGGGAAGGAGAGAGAGGGAGAAGAAGAGAGCUGCACCGCAGACAUCACUCCUACUCCAAGGGCCGAAGGAGAACACCCGUCUCGCAGGGAGGGGGCACGAGCAAUAAUUAGAAUAAUUAUUAUAUAUGAUACCUCCCUCCCUCCAAAAAAAAGCAUUUUCAGAAAACAAACCCCAGCCCUUUGCGAUCAGCUGGCGAGACACUUUUUUAGAGCAACACUCAUCGCAACUCAUACAGGCGAUCCAAGCACUGAGUUUCUUGACCUCUCAAAGACAACCACCACGUCCAUUAUUGUUAUCUUCCCCAUUGAAAGAUGCUAUGUAAAUAAGCAGAAAACUAGCACAGUGGUUGAAUAUUUCAAGACUCAGAGGAUUUUUACAUCAAAGAAAAAUAGGAAAAGGCCUUGCUAAUUAUUCACAUCCUGGAGCACAAUGAAAGAGCUUUAAUGCACAGACUUCAAGUAAAAAGUGCUGCAGCAACAAGGACAGGGCGAAAACCUUACCAUUGCACCUGGGAACACUCCUUUCAUUUGAAGUCAGGAGAGCACGUGUACCAACACAUUUGAAAACUAAGCAGAAGAUUCUAAAGAAGAUUGUUCAGGCUGACAUGAGAGCACCACUGAAGGCCUGUGAGCAAUACAGCAACAACUGCAAAUUCUUCAAGGUGAAAUCUGAGAGACCUGACAGACAACAGUGAAUGUUAGAUGCUUGCAGAGGUUUGUGCUCACGGAGAUGAUUCCUCAUGAAGUCUCUGGUUCCGCUUCACAAAUCAAAUGUGACUUUCCACUUAGCAGACUGAAACCAGAGAUAGCCAGGCAGUGAAGCCACAGAAGAAAAGGGCUGGGGCUGGUGAAACAUGAAAUCCAACCAGGAGAGAAGCAAUGAAAGCCUGCCACCUAAGAAGCGAGAGAUUCCUGCCACCAGCCUGCCUUCUGAAGUGAAGCCAUUAGUUUUGGCCAGUGAAAAUCACCGUGCAGAUAACUUAACAUGGCUCUCAAGUACAACCAGCAGUCAGAGCGGUGUGAGUGGGCGGAGCAGAUCUGGAGGGACCUUGGUGGAGGCUGGGUCACAGCAGGGAAUAGGUUUACACAAAUCACUAUCUACAGGCAUGGAUUAUUCCCCACCUAGUGCUCCAAGGUCUGUUCCAGCCACUUCAACACUUCCCACAGUGUAUCCAUCGGCACUGUCACAGGCAGGGACACCUGUUUCCCCAGUGCAGUACACACAUCUGCAACACACGUUCCAGUUUGUUGGGCCCCAGUAUAGUGGACCAUAUGCCGGAUUCAUCCCUUCCCCACUGAUUUCCCCCACAGCCAGUUCUGCAACCAGCACAGCAGCCUCUGCCACUGCUGUUGCAACCACUCCAUCCCAGCGUUCUCAACUGGAGGCAUAUUCCACUUUGCUGGCCAGCAUGAGCAACCUAAGCCAGCAAGGGCACAAGGUUGAGCCACAUCUGGUCAGGACACCUGGAUUGAUCACAGCAGGGUCUCCACCACCUACCCAGCAAAACCAAUAUGUCCACAUUUCCAGCUCUCAGAGUUCUGUCAGAAAUGUUUCUCCUCCAGCCAUCCCAGUCCAUCUGCAUCCUCACCAGACAGUGAUUCCUCACGCAUUUGCUCUUGGUCCCUCCUCCCAGGUGGUAGUGCAAUACACAGAUUCAGGUGGCCAUUUUGUCACCAGGGAGUCCACCAAGAAGUCUGAGAGCAGCAGGCUGCAGGCUAUGCAAGCAAAAGAAAUACUAAAUGGAGAAAUAGAAAAGGGUAGGCGGUACGGCCUCUCGCCAUCCUCAGAAGUGAAUCUUGUCAAAUCUGGCAAUAAACCAUCUCCUCAUCAUUAUGAGGCCAGGCACGUGGUUGUCCACCCGGGUCCUACUGAUUAUAUUACACGGGAUUCCUCCAGUGUCCGGUCCUCUAUUAUGGUCGUCCCUAACAGUAACACAACUACUGCAGACAUGGAGAUCCAGCAUGGCACCAACCGAGAAACACCUCCUUCAGUCCUCAAUGAAAAGGGAAGCUUGCAUUUAGGAAAAACAGCCCACCGCUCCUAUGCUUUAUCUCCACAGCAGACUAUGGGUCAUGAAGGGGUAAAAGCAGUUGCCACUUUGUCGCCUCACACAGUCAUUCAGACCACCCACAGCGCCUCAGAGCACCUCCCCGUUGGGUUGCCAGCUGCGGCUUUCUACACAGGGACUCAGCCACCAGUCAUUGGCUACCUGAGCAGUCAACAGCAAGCCUUUGGCUAUCCUGGAAGUCUGCCACAGCACCUAGUAAUACCUGGAACCCAGCCCCUAUUAAUACCAGUAGGCAAUGCAGAUAUUGACUCAUCAGGGGUACCACCUGCUAUGGCCACGUCAUCUCCACAGCUGGCAGCAGUGCCUCACACGUUUGUCACAACCACCAUUCCAAAAAGUGAGAAUUUUAAUGCCGAGUCACUUGCAAGUCAGCCGGCUUACCAGGCAGCAGUGGUGCAGGCUCAGAUCCACCUUCCCUUGGUCCAGUCAGUUCCUUCUUCGGCAACUGCUCCUCCGACACUGCCUCCUUACUUCAUGAAAGGGUCUAUCAUUCAGUUGGCCAAUGGGGAACUGAAGAAAGUAGAAGAUUUAAAAACAGAAGACUUUAUACAGAGUGCAGAAAUUAGCAGUGACCUGAAAAUAGACUCCAGCACCGUGGAAAGGAUUGAUGAUAGCCAUAACCCAGGCAUUGCCAUGAUACAGUUUGCAGUUGGAGAGCAUCGGGCACAGGUAAGCGUUGAAGUCUUGGUAGAAUAUCCUUUUUUUGUAUUUGGACAAGGUUGGUCAUCCUGUUGCCCUGAGAGAACGAGCCAGCUCUUUGAUCUGCCAUGCUCCAAACUCUCCGUUGGGGAUGUCUGCAUAUCACUUACACUCAAGAAUCUGAAGAACGGCUCCAUUAAAAAGGGCCAGUCCAUGGACUCAGCUAGCAUCUUGCUGAAGCACUCUAAGAAUGACAGUCUGACUAGUAGUAGACAUCGGUAUGCGGAGCAGGAAAAUGGUAUUGAUCAGGGAAGUGCAAAGAUGUCAUCCGAGAAUGGCGAACUGAAGUUUCCAGACAAAAUAGGAUUGCCUGCAGCAUCUCUGCUCACGAAAUCAGAACCCAGCAAGCCCACAGCAACCAGGAAGAGGAGGUGGUCAGCCCCAGAAUCCCGAAAGCUCGAGAAGUCGGAAGAGGAGCCACCGUUGACUCUUCCCAAACCUUCUUUUAUUCCUCAGGAGGUUAAGAUUUGCAUUGAAGGGCGCUCUAACGUAGGCAAGUGAAGUCUGUUUAGGGAAACGAAAUUAGGCUAUCCCUUGUCAUUUUUAUCCAGAUUACUGUACUGUAGGCUAAAAUAACCCAGUAUUUACAUGUUAUCUUCUUAUUUUAGGUUUAUGUUAUAACCUUGUUGUUAUAGUUGCAGCUGGUAUUAUGCAGGAGACUGGUGCAUAGUUCCCCCCCUACCCACCCCAAGUGUUCAUCAGUGAUUAUUUUUUUAUCAAGAGCUACAGAAAGGGCAGGUUCUGCGUCAUCCCCACCCUUUGUGGAAGCAAAUGUUGUCGCAGCUCUUGUUUUCCAGCACUUCAAGCAGAGUAAGCCUCAACUUUCUGCGAGGAAGAAAUGGGAACUGUAGCAGAGAUGAACACUAUUGCCCGAUUUCAGCAAGAGGGUGGGACUGGAAAGUCCACCAUGUUUGAUAGUUCUCUCAAUGGGCAACUAUUGGAAAUUCAGUCCAGAAGUAAGAACAGAGAACUCAGCAGUCUCUGAGGCUUUGCACAAUAAGACCACCUUUUUUUUAAGUUUCCCCAACUUCGCCACAUGUUUUUCUGAAUCCCCAACCCCAUCCUCCACCCUGCAAUAGGGGUGUCUUGACUGCACUAUUUUUUAUUAUUAUUAUUGUUAUUAUUAUUAUUAUUCUCCUCAGAGACUGCCACACGAAGAUUUCAUUUUCAGUUGCUAGUCCAGCUGCAUAGCAAAGGUGUAGCAACUCAUUCUUGCUUUGCAAACAUCGAGGAUUUCUUCAAAAGUAGGACAUUGUUGCCUCAGGCCUAGUGAGUGUCAAAUCGGAGAGACACCACCCUCACUAGACCCCGCUAGAGCUCUCCAUUACGUGUGUACAGGGUUAAAGGAAACAGAGUUGGGCAAAGGUACUUAUUGGAUUAUAGUUCUCAGAAGCCUCCAGUCAGUGUGGAUACUAGCCAUACUGGCUAGGAAGUUCUGGGAACUGCAAUCCAAUGAAGCAACUUUGUCAAGUUUGACAGAGAUCCAUUGAGUGUUGCCACUGACAUUUGCUUCCACAAGGCAAAUAUGCACUGCCCCUUUGAGAGAGAAUGAACAGUUUGCAUUUAAGUUGCAAAUCUUUGUCUUUUAACUCUAGUACUGUUUUAGUUCCAUCUUGACUAUGGACAACUAGUGCCACUUUUUUUCAAAUUUCAGUGUGACACAAGGAAGUGGAUGUCGAAGAUGAACAUAGAAUGUCUUUAAGCACUUACAAUGCUGUUCACACUUUUGUUGCUGAGCAUCCUGGCUUAAUACUCGGCAAGUACUGUAUCUCACUUUAAUCUCUUUGAGGAGAGAGGAAAAAAGCAAAGAAAGAAACUGAUCUCUUCAACACUGUUAACUACAUACAAGCUUAUGUAGAGGUUUCUCACAAGCAAGAUGUUGAAAGUUUUUCAUGUGAUUUCAAAGGGAUGAAUGUGAAUUAUGAACUGGUCUGUGACAGUCAUUGUCCACAAGGACUACUUAAUAGGAGGCACUUUUAAAACUUUAAUGCUUGUGAAAGAGUUAAAGGCAUAUGCGAGCUGACAGAUAAUAAAAGAAUUAAGAGAGAGUAUAAAAGAAAGAAGAAAAAUCAUUAUUGUCCAGUGUUUUUGAAAAAAAAAGAUGGACUUUAAAGAAUCUUGCAAUUUGCACAUCUUGAGUUUAUCAUUUGCGUGGUAUUCCUGCAGUUUUUACCUAAUAAUUUUUGGGGAAGGGAGAGGGACUGAAAAAGCUUAAACAAAUGUAGCAAUUACUUACUAACCUGCCUAAUGUCUAGACCAUUUUUGUAGGGUUAGGUUUCCUUUCAACCUCUUUAUUUUCUUUCUACCAUAUCUGUCAUCCUGAACCAGGACGGACUCUGAGAAUUUCUCUUCAGAUUUUGCUGAGUUUUCCAUAAGAGUCACUUUGACAUGGAAGCAAGUUUUGGUUUUUUGAUUUUAAUUCUAAUCCAUUGUUAUUUUAUUGUUGUGAAUAUUACUUUUUUCUUACCUUGAAUAACGUCUUUUCCAUUAUUAGUAGAUGUCAAAGUUUGGUACAAAACAGGACGAUGGGUAGAAGGUUUACCCAGUUAAGCUCUUUUAUUAUUGGUGUUGUUACUGUUCCCAGAAAUCUGAAACAAAUUUGAGAGUGGAUCCAGAGAUCCCAACUCCUGCUGAUUCUGUGGCUUCCAUCUUGAAAUCCGUUCCCAAUUAAUAGCCACAUUAAAGCCCUGGUGACUACUCACACAGAGGAGUGAUAUAACAAUAUCAACCUGUGAAAAAAAUUCAGAUCAAUAAACAUACAGCCUACUUUUUGAGUCUAGCUAAUGAAAUUACUACAUUCAUUUCUAAAGAAUUAAAUUAGGGUCUCCUGAUGAGAAGUAAUUGGCAUUUUCACAUAUGAAACUUCAGUUGGGUUCUCUUUGAAUUGGUUUGUAAUGUGAAUAUAAAAUCCAUGUUAGCAUGUUUUGUCCAUGUUAACAUUGUUCACUUGUGGUACAAAUAUAAUAGAGGCUCAAAUAUUGUAUCUUGUGUGAAAAUGGUGCAAGAAUGUGUCUGUGUUAGCUCCAGCUUGUCAAGGGUAGGUGAGCAAGCAUGACUCUUCUUCUUUCCCCAUUUGCAAUUGCUUUUUGAAGUUAACUGGGGUGAGGAAGGUAGAUGAAAGGACAUGUUGCCGGUACAAAUAAAGGCUGUUUGCCCUUAUUUCUUUCCCAUGAUCAUUCCACUUGCCCUAAGGUAGCCACUCUCCUCAAUGUGGCUUUCUUUGGGGAAUGAAUGAAGCUGAAAUAGAGAAUUUGCACAUCUCUGUUACUCAAGUGAAGGGGAAACAUCACAAUUUGCCUAGAUUCAAGCAAUGUUUAAUUGACUUGCCCGGCAAGAAUUCAUCUCUCUUGAUCAAGACUUUGACCCUGAAUGCUGUCCUGCUUUCACUGGGAACCUGUUAAUCUGAGGCCUAUUGAAAUCUAGAAUCUAAAUUUUAGAAAUCAGAACAGAUUCUAAAAGCAAAUUCCCCCCAAUGUUCAUUUUCCUUUCCUAGUUCCUUAUAAAUGUUUCAAAAGGAAAAUGACUCCCACUCUACCCUCCCCCCCCUUCAGUUCUUAUGUCUCUUUGUUACUUGAACCUUAGCUCACACCAGAACUAAUCAUUUUUGUACCAUUUUCUGGGGUGCACCAAAAAUGUGUUUAAGUUUGAAAAUAGCUUGAAAUCUUUCUUGAAUUGUUGUUGUUAUAACCUCUCAGUAAUUCACCAAAUAGCUGAGCAGGUUCCUUCUUACAAUCAUACGGCUUAUUUAGUGCUGUAAUAUUUUUUUUCAACUUUUCUGCUCAGAGAACUUUGCUUAAUCUUCCAUAAACUCUGCUCAGGGCACUUUCCAUUUAUUGUUUUUUGGAGUUUUAUUUUGGCAUUUUGUUUUGUUUUUGUUUUGUUUUCGUUUCAAUCUCUGAUGGUGAGAAGAAUAGAAAGACACGGGGCAGAAUUCCCUAUUUUGUUCCCAUCAGUACCACUAUUCUCAUGUGUACUCAGAGAGCAUCAUUCAUAUAAGGAAGCAGGGAUUUUGGAACUGACCGCAUCUAGUAGACACUAAAAAGUAAAAACUAGUAAUAAAAAGGUUGGAGCAAUAGGAAUGUAUUUGUUCUCUGCUUGCAUUGCAGACUUCGAAUCCUGCAAUCGCGGCUCUUUUUCCAAACAUUGUUCCCUUUUGUUAUGCUUUUGCUUUUUUAGCAUGUGCAAUAUUUUAUGUGCCAAUUUAGAUUCAUCCAAUUGGUGACAGGUAAACCCUUCCCCUGCCAUUUUUUGUGUGUGAAAUCUAGGGCCUUAUACUCCCUUGGUCUUUGAUGGGGACAGAAUGUCUCCACACGCCAAAACUUCUGGCACCCAUGGAGUGAGGGCUCUAUAACGCUCUUAUCUUAGCCCACAUGGCCUCUAUGUUUAAAAAAACAAUCAUCCAACAGAGAAAACAUAUUAAAUCAUACCCUUACCUCAGAGGAUAUUAAAGAUGAAAAGGAUUAUUUGGGAUGGGACAAAUUCUGUGAAAAUGAAUGAUCUACAAAUCAAUAAUUGGGUACUUUUGGGUGGUGCAAACAACAUUCUACAGAGUUGCCAGCAUUAAAUUCUAUUGUGCACCUUAACUAUGAGUGAUCUUUACCUUGCAUUGAAGAGGGUGAUAAAUACCCCCUUUCAGAGGAGCAAAGCACAUAUGUCCUCUGUUUCUGAACAGCGUGUGAUUGAGGAAAGGUUACUUCUGGAUAUGGGUGGGUUUGUUUGUUUGUUUGUUGGAUUAGAUGUACAGAAGGGUUUGGCUGGACUCCUUUUGGAGUGGUAGUCCCAUUCCCAAUGCUCCUUUACAAACUCUGGUUUAGUGAAUCCUGUCUCAUCCUUGGAACACCCAGAGUCACGCUUUUCUUUUUGGUUGAGGACCUGAACUAGUCUAUUUGUGGUCUAAUUCUGUGGAUUCUCACAUUUUACACAUUUUGCAUUUCCCAAAAUGAUCCUACGUAAAUUCAGGUCCUGUUGAUGUCCACCAUAGAAGGUUGCGUAGUCCCUUUGUCCUCAAGAACAACUGGAUUAGAAAUGUGAGCCCUGUGCUCUAAAGUGCCAUAAUAUCAUUUGGGGUGGGGGGGGGGGAAUAAUCUAAUUUUACAAAGAAUAAGCCCACCAGUAUUCUUGAAACUGUCCUUCUAAAGUUCUGCUUCACAGAAUCAUUCCUUUCCCAUUUCUUCCUGUUGGUUAAAUAGCAAUGGAAAAGUACAGAAAAUAUUUGAAGACCAUUCAGAUAAAUCACAUUGCAAGAGGCCUCUAUACAGUGCCCACAUGGCAAUAUUAACUGACACAAGUUGUGUAUUUUUUUCCUUUGUUUUUGUACCAGAUCUGUUUUAGUUUACAAUGAAACUCAUACAAUCACCAAUAAAAUUCGUCAGGGCAAAGAAAAAGAAAAAAAACAGAACCUCUUUAUAGGAAUUUCUAAAUAAAUAUAUCUAUAUAUCUAUAUCUAUAUCUAUAUAUAAUGACUGUUCCUCAUAGUGUUUAACUUAGGUAUCAUUUCAGUUUGUCUGGGCCACAUCAUGAGGGUUUCAGAAUGCAAUGUCACUUACCUUGUAUCCUGUAAGUUAAACAUGGAUUAUUCUUACAUUUUAAAAAAAUCCCUUCUUUUUCUCCUUCCCCUUUCCCUACCCUUCUUUAGAAAAAUGCAUGUCUUAUCCAUCUAUUUUAAUCCUGAUGUCGCUUUUAAAUUUGUUGGGGGGCGGGCGGGGAACUGAUGCAGGAAGUGACAUCACUAUUAUUGUUUCCCUAAAUCAAGCAACAUUUGGAAACCUUUCACACCUCUUACUCAGGGAUGGGGCUGGUGUAUGUGUGGUACACUGAUGUGACCAGAAGGAGCACUUUUACUGCUCUGGAGUAGGGAUGUUCAAUUCCAAGGAGACGUUUGGAUUUCCUGGAAGGUCAUAUAUUAACUUCCCAGAUCGAUCACAUAGAUUGCAAUAGGAAGCAGCAGAUCUAGUGUGAACUGGAGCUUUUGGUUAUGGAUAAAAUUCAUGAUAUGCACAGUGACUUGUGUUCCAUAGAUAAGUUGCCAAGCAAUUUGGGGGGGGGGGGGGGGGGGGGGAGUGACCCAUAACAGUGAUAGUGUAUGAAUACAAUGAGAAUGCUAUUUUAAAGACAAUUUGUAUUUCUUCUAAUGUUCAAACAUGAGUUCUUAAAUAUUUCUUUUAUGCCAUAGAUAUCCAAGUAACAGUGUUGUAAAGCCCUAUUUACAUUUUCAGGGCUUCAUCCUGUAAGGAUCAUGAUUUUCCCUGAUCCUUGAAAUAUGUUGGGUCACCUAUUUGAAAUCAAUCCAAUUGUAUGCUUUGAAACAUCAGAGGUACAUAUUGAUCAGUCCCGGGGCCCACUUGUGUAUAUUUCUCCUUGCAGCAUUGGAACUUUAAUUCCUUGGAGUGGUUUCAUGCAUCUGUUGGUUCAGGUAAUGCCAAACACUUCCACCUUGGUGUAGGUGUUUAGGGCUUAAAUCCAGUUGUUAGUCCCAAAUAGAGUAGCUCUUUUGAUCAACUGCUGAAUAAAAAGUCAACCUUUAUGUCAAUCCCUUAUUUAUACCCAGUUCAGUUGAGAAAAAUAGACCUUUAUGUGUCACAUCUAAUGUGGAAUGAAAUUUGUAAACAGCAAUAUGUGACCUGCAUUCUCUCCUCCUCCUUCCCUCCAAUACCCCAAAAUCAUUACCAAUAACGAUGCUGUCUAGCCUAAGGAUAGACACUGUGGUAGUGUGAAAACAAAGGGAAAUUGUUCCAUAUGUCUGGUUCAAGCAGAAUGUGCUUAGUGCUUUUUAAAUGCUUAUAACUCUGACAAUUCCUGAAAAAAAUAAGAGAAUGAAUAGUUUCCCAAACUGUAGUUGUUGUUUUUGAGAGCACAAGAAUAUUCUGUUGAUUUCCUUUGUAGUUUCCAAGAGCAGUAUUGUGGUUUUAUUUUUCCUCCUGAUAGGGAAAUUCCAAACAAGUUGCACACUUCUACUCCAGAGUUCAAUUUCUUUUACAUAGAAGACCUCGCUUCUGACGUGUUACCUUACUGAUAGGAUCUUUACUUGUAGCACUAUUAACUCGUGGGAAUAUUUUUUUAUGUGAACCUGAUUUGAUGAAAAGCUUAAACAAACUUUUUUGAAGCACUCACAUUGAGAGGACUACAGGUAAUGUUUUAUAUAAAAAAUUGCACAAAAGAAACAUGAAUGUUGGAAUGAUUCAUUCAGUGUUUGAAAAGCGAUGGAUAUGUUGAAAUCGUGUGUUGUUUGUAAAAAUGAAAUAAAAGUACAAAAGCCGAGAAA
Molecule: messenger RNA, 10137 nt
Organism: Anolis sagrei ordinatus
Lineage: Eukaryota; Metazoa; Chordata; Lepidosauria; Squamata; Anolidae
Gene: ATXN1
Product: ataxin 1
Biological process (GO): negative regulation of transcription by RNA polymerase II; nervous system development
Cellular component (GO): nucleus
Molecular function (GO): RNA binding; protein binding
Source: RefSeq, a predicted model, not a curated record